AUGGCUGCCGAUUCAACUGUCAUCUCCAACACGGAGAAUCUCAUGAAGUACAUGUCUCUCGACCAGCGCGGUCGCGUUCAGGCCGAGUACAUCUGGAUUGAUGCCGUCGGCGGUACUCGUUCCAAGACCAAGACUCUCUCUAAGCCCGUCAAGUCCGUUGACGAGCUCCCCGAGUGGAACUUUGAUGGUUCCUCGACUGGUCAGGCCCCCGGUGACAACUCCGAUGUCUACCUUCGUCCCGUCGCUUUCUUCCCCGACCCCUUCCGCCAGGGUGACAACAUCCUUGUUCUCUGCGAGACCUGGGACUCCGAUGGCAGCCCCAACAAGUUCAACUACCGUCACGACGCUGCCCGUCUGAUGGAGACCAACGCCAAGGAGGAGUUCUGGUUCGGUCUGGAGCAGGAGUACACCCUUCUCGGCACUGAUGGCUGGCCUUACGGCUGGCCCCGCGGUGGUUUCCCUGGCGCCCAGGGCCCCUACUACUGUGGUGUCGGUACCGGCAAGGUCUACUGCCGUGAUAUUGUCGAGGCCCACUACCGUGCCUGCCUGUACGCCGGUAUCAACAUCUCCGGAAUCAACGCCGAGGUCAUGCCCUCCCAGUGGGAGUACCAGGUUGGCCCCUGCCCCGGAAUUGACAGUAAGUUUGACUCGCCUUUUCUCAUGAAUUUCCCGAUCCACGAGCUAACUGGUGUUGAAGUGGGUGACCACCUUUGGAUGUCUCGUUUCAUUCUCCACCGUGUCGCUGAGGAGUUCGGUGUCCGCAUCUCUUUCGAGCCUAAGCCCAUCAAGGGUGAGUGGAAUGGUGCCGGUCUGCACUCUAACGUUUCCACCGCUUCCACUCGUGCCGAGGGUGGUAUGAAGGCCAUUGAGGCCGCCAUGAAGAAGCUCGAGGCUCGCCACAUUGAGCACAUUGCCGUCUACGGUGAGGGUAACGAGGAGCGUCUGACUGGCCGUCACGAGACUGGCAACAUCGACAAGUUCUCAUAUGGUGUCGCCGAUCGCGGUGGCUCCAUUCGUAUCCCCCGCCAGGUCGCCAAGGACGGCAAGGGUUACUUCGAGGACCGCCGCCCCGCCUCCAACGCCGAUCCCUACCAGAUCACUGGUAUCAUCGUCGAAACUAUGUGCGGUGGCCUCUAA
Messenger RNA from Penicillium argentinense, 1137 nucleotides. RefSeq names its product glutamate--ammonia ligase (gene glnA). Lineage: Eukaryota; Fungi; Ascomycota; Eurotiomycetes; Eurotiales; Aspergillaceae. The record is from RefSeq and is a predicted model, not a curated record. The transcript has 4 exons. Bases 1 to 1137 code for a protein of 378 amino acids. Gene Ontology annotation, cellular component: cytoplasm. Gene Ontology annotation, molecular function: glutamine synthetase activity.